Messenger RNA from Oryza sativa Japonica Group (Japanese rice), 1355 nucleotides. Its product is annotated as protein MKS1. The record is from RefSeq and is a predicted model, not a curated record. Gene Ontology annotation, cellular component: nucleus. Lineage: Eukaryota; Viridiplantae; Streptophyta; Magnoliopsida; Poales; Poaceae.
AUAAAGUUUAUACGACAUACUUUAGACGUACAAAAUGAAAAGUUUAGGCAAAACCCACGGGGCCGAAAACGAUUAGUAGCAUUUUGCAGGUGGCUGGUGGACAUGGCAACACAGAUGCAAGAGCUAGCGCAACCGUGGUGACGCAACCAAGAGAGGAGAAGAGAAGCAAAGGUGUCCGUCCGAGCUACACGCAUGCCGCUUAUGGCUCUGCACCGCACCUUGACCCAACCAAAUAUCCCGCAAUUCACUCACCUGUUUAUAGUCGUAUAGCCCCUCUCCUUCGGCGCCUCCAUCCGUCGAUCGUCUCACCGCCGGCCGCUCACCGGCAACAAUGAGCCCCACCUCGCCACGCCUGCCCCUCCCCGCCACCAACACCGCGCCGCCGUUUAAAGUCCACAGGGGCUCCCGCCUCAUCCACAAGCAGCCACCCGCCGCCGCAUCGUCCUCCUCCUCCUCCAACUCUUCCACCUCCUCCGCCUCCGGUCUGACGACGACGACGAAGAACAAGAACAAUGCCGCCACCGCCGCCGCAGCUCACCGCCCGCCGUCGCGCCAGCAACACAAGCAGCAGCAGCAGCAGCCAGUGAUUAUAUACACGCACUCGCCGAAGGUGAUCCGCACGAGCCCACGCGACUUCAUGUCCAUCGUGCAGAGGCUCACCGGACUCGACAGCGCCCGCACCGCCGCCUCGCACUCGCACCACGACUCCUCCUCCUCCUCCUCCAGCGCCGACAGCUGCACCAACACCUCCCACCACCACGCACACGCGCCGCCACCGCCGUCGUCCCACUCCCACUCCUACGUCGUUGUCGAUCCGCCGCCGCCGCCACUGCCAACGACGCACCACUUCAUUCCGCCGGAGAUCCCACUGCUCGCGCGUGCACCAGCCUCCGACCUGCCGCCGGCUCUCUGCGCGUACGCCGCCCCGUUCGUGCCGGUGAUGUCGUCGCCGGCCGCCACCGCCACCGCCACCGUCUUCUCCGCCCCGGAUGUACCGUUCCCGGAUCAUUAAUCGCCAAUAUCCACGUACGCAUGCAUGCGGCAUGAUUGUACCAUUGAGUUAUUAGGAAGGACCCAACCCAGAUCGGAUGAUCAAUGCCUGCGCAUUCACGCAAAUAAUCGGAACCAUGCAUCCAAGGUUCCAUGCAUCUUUUUUGCUUCUUCUCGGUUAUUACUACAUUAGUAUUAGUUCUUCUUCGUCAGGAGGAGGAUUUACCAACAACUUAUAAAUAGUAUGUUAGUGCCAGGCUGAGGCCGGCCACGAGAUAGAUGUGUUUUCCACACUGUAAAAUAAAUAAUUAAGAUGGAGGAAUAACUUAUGUGUUAGAGUGCGAAUACAUUAUUGUUAUUGUUUU